Chondrus crispus (carragheen) is the source of this 666-nucleotide messenger RNA. RefSeq lists its product as hypothetical. The record is from RefSeq and is a predicted model, not a curated record. Lineage: Eukaryota; Rhodophyta; Florideophyceae; Gigartinales; Gigartinaceae. The coding region runs from base 1 to 666 and encodes 221 amino acids. The transcript has a single exon.
AUGGAAUCAAACCAACCCGUCUUGCUCCUGUGUACCGCGGAGUUCAGAACGUCCAUUCGCAUCAAGCCUAGCGGACCACCCAGGCCGUAUUGUUGCAAGUUCGCGUUGAUAUUUCUGUCUUUCCCCUUUCCGCGCAACGCGAGAAUGUUGAUAUCACCUCCUACUACAUGCGCGCCUAGUGCCUUGCAUGCCACCAUGAUCCCUCCUGUCCCGCAGAAGGGGUCGAGCACCAAGGAGCCUUUCUCGACACCUGCCAUAUUCGCCAUGACGAACGCCAGCUCGGCGUCCAUGCUUGUCGGGCCAAUAUAUCGUCGACGCUUGAGCGAAUACUUCGAACCAAUAAAUCCACACCCAUCCGCAACUUUGCGGCCAAGAAGCACUUGCCUCGGACUCUCGUUUUCCUCCUUGUACCCGUGGCCCUUGACGGGGAACGCGUCCUCAAUGAUGCAUAAUUCAACGUCCGAGUUGUGCAGCUUGACGCGCCCCGGAAACGUUAGUAGCAGAUCUGAGAAUCGGUGGAUUCGUUCAAGCUGUUUGUCGAGAUCGAUAGAGCGCCCAAACGCAUCAACAACACAACGGAAACUAAGCUUGGUUUGCGGGUCACGCACGGUAUCUAGCGCACCUGCGAACACGGUUGUAUCAAUAGUCGCCUUGCACGAAUCAUAG